AAGGAAGAAAGACAGUAGGAAGCUUGCCUAUUUAAUGGAGAUACCAAUUUUCCAUUUGCGCAUUCAGCUAAAUUCAUCUUCUUCUUCGCUUAAUCAACAAGGCAAAUUUCCCUUCCACCAACCCUCUCACCCUCUCCUCCAUUAAUACACCGCUCCCUGGAGAGGAAGAGAGGUUAUUCAUUCUCAUCUCUUCAAUUCCUUUUUCUCUCAUAUCAAUCAAGAAUCAUCCUUUCUUUCAAACCCAGAAUAUUCCCUUCCAGAUCUCAUAUACCCAUUUCCUUUUUCUCAAUCUAUCUUCCUUUUCAUCCAUUUUUAAAAUACCCAUUUCUUUAUAUAUAUAUAUAUAUAUAUAUCUAUAUAUAUUAUUAUAUAUUCGAUCUCCAUCGCCUCGAUUGGCCCCUGUUCCUUUAAACAUGGGGUUUCUACGAUCUUUCUCUCUCUUGUGCUUAAUUUCUGUAGCUUUGGCUCAUGAAGCUUUUGAUUCUCAUCUCCUUCCGAGACCACUUAUUCUUGAGUUUCCUGAGGGUGUUGUGAAUCAGGUGAAGGAACUUGAUGGAGAAAUCAAAUUGAGAUGUGAUAGUUGGAGAUUCAAUGUAGAGGCUAAUAAUUUGAAUCCGUGGAAAAGGAUCCCGGAAAGUUGUUCUGAAUAUGUGAAACAGUAUGUAACGGGUCGGGCUUAUCAACUUGAACUUGAAAUUGCUUCUAAUGAGGCACAGGUUUUUGCCAAGACUGUGAAAUUGGUUGGCGAUGGAAAGGAUGUCUGGGUUUUUGACAUUGAUGAGACCUUGCUUUCCAAUCUUCCUUACUACACAGACCAUGGUUAUGGUUCGGAGAAUUUCAAGCCUGAUGAGUUUGAUAACUGGGUUGAGAAGGCUACAGCACCUCCCCUUCAGCCCAGUUUAGAAUUCUAUAAAGAACUUUUGGAUCUAGGAUUCAAGCUGGUUUUGCUUACUGGAAGAAGCGAAAAGCAGAGGGAAUGUACAACACGGAAUUUGAUAAAUGCAGGGUUUUAUGACUGGGAUAGGCUCAUAUUAAGGAGAGAUGAUGACCAAGGGAAGUCAGCAAUACUUUACAAAUCUGAGAAGCGGAGCGAGAUGGAGAACGAAGGAUUACGAAUCAUCGGAAACUCUGGUGACCAAUGGAGUGAUUUAUUGGGCACUUCAGUUUCGGUUCGUUCUUUCAAACUUCCAAAUCCUAUGUAUUACAUUUCCUGAAUAUAGAGAAGGGAUGCAUCACAUCAUCAACGUUAUGGUUCAUAAUCAAACCAUGGUUCAAUAUCUCCCAAAAAACUGUACAUACGUUAAAAGAUUUCUGAUUUGUUUGAUGUUGAAUUAAACACACAGUUAAAAGAGAUCCAUACGAUCUUUUAAUUUAUAUAUUAGUGACUUAGUGUUGAUGAUAGUUGAAACUCCUUUGUAAGCUCCAUUAUCCUUAUUUAUUGGAUUUAUAAAUGAUCAUACUUUUAUCUUUCCUGUAUAUUUGAGACAUUCUGGUGAAA
Cucumis sativus (cucumber) is the source of this 1498-nucleotide messenger RNA. RefSeq names its product acid phosphatase 1. The coding region runs from base 414 to 1214 and encodes 266 amino acids. Gene Ontology annotation, molecular function: acid phosphatase activity. The record is from RefSeq and is a predicted model, not a curated record. The transcript has 3 exons. NCBI's taxonomy places the organism in Eukaryota, Viridiplantae, Streptophyta, Magnoliopsida, Cucurbitales, Cucurbitaceae.